Molecule: messenger RNA, 1459 nt
Organism: Heteronotia binoei (common prickly gecko)
Lineage: Eukaryota; Metazoa; Chordata; Lepidosauria; Squamata; Gekkonidae
Gene: LACC1
Product: laccase domain containing 1
Exons: 6
Coding region: 128-1450 (440 amino acids)
Molecular function (GO): copper ion binding
Source: RefSeq, a predicted model, not a curated record
GCCCCGCCAGCUCCUCCUCCUCGCCGUGGGCGGGCCGGCCGGCGGGCCGGGGAGGGCGUCGGGGCUGCUCUUCCUGCCAGGCGGGCUCCGGAGCAGGCUACUUGGGCAUCUUCGGAUCUCUUAGAAAAUGGCAAACGCGGUCUUGAUAGAUCUGAAGAGUGAAAGAGAAGCCCCUUGGGAAGGCUGGACCCCAGAAUCCGUGAUCAGGAUGCUAGAAAUGCUUUGGAAGGACAACGGCAGCCAGGAUCCGUGGGUUUGCAUUAUGUGCUGCCAGAGCCUCCCCAGUGAAAGGAGCGGAGAAGACGUGUCGCACGCAGCAGUGCAGGGCUUCCACUGCCCGGAGCAAGGCUUUGAGGUCGUGUGCGCACGGAGCACUGUUGCUGCCUUGUACGCCGUUAAACAAAAGCUUGACGAAAAAGACAUAAACCGGGUUCAGGUGCUCUCGCCGCCACAUCGGAAAGCCUUCAUGAGAGCAUUUGUUGACCAGCUCUUUACGAGUGUUUAUAAGUUUGAGUUUAAUGACUUACCAUUGCCUUUGGAAGCAGGCAGCCUCAGGCAGUCCCCAGGACCUCCGAAGGAAUUUCUGCCACCUCUUACAGGCCAAGAUGUGGGAAGGAUCCAAAGGGAGAUCAAAAUGUACUUGGAAACUCUUCCCGCUCUGAAGGGGGAACUCAGAAUUCUCAGAUCUGAGCGGAUUCCAGAUGAUCUCUUCCUGCAUGGGUUCACUACAAGAGCAGGCGGCAUCUCCUAUAUCCCAACUCUGAGCGCCUUCAACCUCUUCAGUAGUUCCAAGAGGCGCGACCCUCCAGUUGUGGUGCAGGAGAACCUUCGAAGACUUGCUGUCGCUGCUGGAUUCGACCCACAGACCUAUCAUAGCAUUAAGGUCAACCACGCCAGUGACGUUUGGGUCAUGGGAAAGGCGCAGCCGGAGAGCUAUGAUGGGAUCGUAACGAACCAGACAGGGGUGGUCAUCGCAGCUCCUGGAGCUGACUGCAUCCCGGUGCUUUUCGCAGAUCCUGUCAGAAAAGCCUGCGGCGCUGCUCAUUCAGGUUGGCAAGGCACGUUGCUUGGUGUGUCCAUGGCUACUGUGAACGCCAUGGCGACGGAAUACGGCUGUCGCGUGGAAGAUAUACUCGUCGUAUUAGGGCCAUCGGUUGGACCUUGUUGCUUUACGCUACCUCAAGAAUCGGCAGAGCAAUUUCAUAGGAUCGAUCCAAAAUGUGUAAGGCAUUUGGAAUCCUCCAGACCCUCCGUUGACAUCAGAAGAGCAACACGAGCUCUUCUGGAAGCCGGAGGAAUUCUGCCUCAGAACAUUCAAGACGAUUCCGUGAUGGACCCAAGCCAAAACUUCACGCUCUGUACCGCCUGCCACCCUGAGCAGUUCUACUCUCACAUACGUGACGGUGAAAACUUUGGGACACAGAUUGGCUUCAUAGCCAUUAAAGACUGACUUUUCUGA